Messenger RNA from Didymodactylos carnosus, 2112 nucleotides. The record is from the annotation of a GenBank genome assembly. NCBI's taxonomy places the organism in Eukaryota, Metazoa, Rotifera, Eurotatoria, Philodinida, Philodinidae.
AUGAAUUCUCGAACGAUUAAACGUAUCAAUGCCGCUAAAUUAAAAGGUCGUAGUGAAUUAAAAUUAGAAGAUUGGACAAAAAAUGGUUACUAUAAUGAUAUUGAAAUAACAGCAGUCAAUGAUCAACUAGAACGUAUUGAUGCUAGAAAUGUAACGCACGAAGAAUUUGUAGAAAAAUAUGAACGAACAGGAACUCCCGUAAUGAUUCAACAUUCAACUGAUGAUUGGCCAGCAUUUGAUAAAUGGACAACAGUUCGUCUGGGAAAAAAAUAUCGCAAUCAAAAAUUUAAAAUUGGUGAAGAUGAUAAAGGUCACUCUGUUAAAAUAAAAAUGAAAUAUUUUUUGGAUUAUGCUGAAAACAAUCGAGAUGAUUCACCGUUAUAUUUAUUUGAUUCAUCUUUUGGCGAGCAUCCUAAACGACGUCGAUUAAUGGAAGAUUACGAUGUUCCCGAAUAUUUUAUCGAAGAUUUAUUUCAUUUAGUUGGAGAAACACGACGGCCACCUUAUCGUUGGUGGUGUAUAGGACCAGCACGAUCCGGUACUGGUAUUCACAUUGAUCCGUUAGGAACAUCGGCAUGGAACGCUUUAGUACAAGGACACAAACGUUGGUGUUUGUUCCCACCAGAAACGCCAAGAGAAUUGUUGAAACCAACACAUGUGGAAGGCGGAAAACAAAAGGACGAAGGUAUCACAUGGUUUAAAGUUGUUUACCCAAAAACACAAACAAGCCUGUGGCCAAAAGAAUAUCCAUGUAUUGAAACAAUUCAACAUCCCGGCGAAGUUAUUUUUGUACCUGGUGGAUGGUGGCAUGUUGUAUUGAAUAUGGACUUAACAAUAGCUUGUACUCAAAACUUUUGUUCAUCAGUUAAUUUUCCAAUUGUAUGGAGUAAAACGGUUAAAGGACGUCCUAAAAUGUCUCAGAAAUUUAUGGCAGCAUUAAAACGGAAACGUCCUGAUUUAGCAAAAAUAGCAGAAAAAAUCGAUUCAAAUACUGAUUAUGGAAUUCAAUCUGAUACAUCUAGUUCAUCAUCGAGCUCAUCAAGCACAGACUCAUCUCCUUCAUCAGACGAUAGUUCUGAUGAAACUGGACCAAUUGUAAAAAAAAGACGUUUAUUAUUUAGAAUUAUCGUAGAAAUGAGUGCACUGGUCAAAGAUGCGAAGAUUAAAAUUGAUGAUCCUCGUUAUGAUCAAAAUACUUAUAUGGGACGAGCAAAACAUUUUUUUUUAACAACAAAUCCAUUAAACCUUCUGGCUAGUGAUACACAAUUGAAUGAGGCUAAACAAAUUGUUGAAGAUUAUCGUCGUGGUGUUGGUACUAAACGUGAUUUAUCCGUGGAUGAAUUAUGGCGAGCAAAAUAUUUAUAUGACAGUGCAUUUCACCCUGAUACAAAAGAAAAAAUGUUUUUACCUGGUCGUAUGUCAGCGCAAGUGCCAUGCAAUAUGACUAUUACGGGUUUUAUGUUAACAUUUUAUAAAUCUACGCCAGCUAUUAUAUUUUGGCAAUGGAUUAAUCAGUCGUUUAAUGCCAUCGUUAAUUAUACAAAUCGUAGUGGUGAUAAACCAAUCACUAAUCAAGAUCUUGGUAAAUCUUAUGCGAUCGCAACAACGGCUGCAACAGCAACAGCUCUCGCUCUCAAAGCUGCUGUCACAAAACUACCGCCUAUUGCUGCUCGUUUUGUUCCAUUUGCGGCUGUGGCUGGUGCUAAUUGUGUUAAUUUACCAUUUAUGCGUUAUAAUGAAAUUCGAGAUGGUAUAGCUGUAUUUGAUGAAAAUGGUAAACGUGUUGGUGAAUCAAGUAAUGCUGCCAAAAAAGCUAUUAGUCAAGUUGUAUUGAGUCGUAUUGGAAUGGCGGUACCAGGUAUGAUAAUACCACCAAUUAUAAUGAAUUUUCUUGAGAAAAAAGAAUUUAUGCGCCGUCGUAUAUGGUUAAAUAGUCCAAUACAAAUUGUUUUAUGUGGUGUAUUUUUGGUAUUUGCAACGCCCAUGUGUUGUGCUCUCUUUCCCCAAAAGAGUUCAAUGACCGUAGCAAAAUUAGAUCCGAAAUUACGAGAAAAAUUAUUACAUGAUGGUAUGAAUGAUAAUCAACGUGUUUAUUUCAAUAAAGGACUUUAA